Globicephala melas (long-finned pilot whale) is the source of this 6215-nucleotide messenger RNA. The record is from RefSeq and is a predicted model, not a curated record. Lineage: Eukaryota; Metazoa; Chordata; Mammalia; Artiodactyla; Delphinidae.
UGCACCGGCCUUCAAUAAACCUCUUGCGUUUUGCAUCGACUUCCGACUCUUGUUGUUUCCUGGGCGAGUCGAAACUCCUAGGAGACCGCGCAGGUCUAACAUUUGGGGGCUCGUCCGGGAUUCCACUCGCCCCGGACCACAAGAACAUCGGGAGUUGGAGGUACCAGGUAAGCUCGAGCUUGAUUGUCUGUUUGUCCCUUGUUCUUUGUGGGCCAUUAUCGGAGGAAAGCCGUAAGAAUCGGCUUAUUAUGGAAUCUGUAUCGGACCUCUGGCUAGGCAGCCGUGCUAAUAGCCGGCGUCCAUGAGCCCUAGGGGACGCCCUGGUGGCUCAUCUGGAAGGAGAGGCAAACUCUGUCUCCCCUUCACUCGGUUUCGGCAGUUCCCUUGGUGAUAACUGCCAUCUGAAGAAGUUUCGGUUUUGAAGCGAGCUCGCGGUGGCCCAUACGUAUAUGUGUUUCGUGGAGUUUUAACUGUUUCUGUAUUGUGGUCUAUUCUUCUUCUCUGACGGACGACAAUGGGACAAACUAUGACGACUUCUCUUUCCCUUACCCUAAGCUAUUGGACCGAAGUUCGGGCCAGAGCCCAUAAUUUUUCGGUAGAGGUAAAGAAAGGAAAGUGGCAGACUUUGUGUGCCUCUGAAUGGCCAACAUUUCAGAUAGGAUGGCCCCCCGAAGGAUCCUUUUUAUUAGACAAGAUUAAGCUGCUGAAGUCUAAGAUAUUUAAUAUAGAUCCCCGCGGACAUCCAGACCAAGUACCAUAUGUCUUGGUCUGGGAAGAUUUAAUUCUCUCCCCACCUCCGUGGGUCCGGCCCUUUGUUUCCUCAACAGGUACGUCCGCGCAUACAUCAGCAGCGUCGGAGAUAUUAGCCUUAAAGAAAAACCCCAACACGGAGAAGCUACCCGACGCCCCGGAUCUACUGAAGGCGAUUUAUCCUGACCCGCAGUCCGAUUUGCUUCUUUUGGAUUCCCCACCCCCUUAUCCUCCGGCCCCGAAUCCCCUACCACCUAGAGGACCCCCCAAAGAAAGGGGUCCCUCAGUGGGCACUAGGAGCCGGAGGGCUAUCUCCCCGGACUCCACUGCCCUACCUCUUAGAGAAUAUGGCCCCCCCGAUGGCCAAGGGAAUAGACCUCUCCAAUAUUGGCCCUUUUCCUCUGCAGAUCUUUAUAAUUGGAAAAUGCAUAACCCAACUUUUUCCGAAAAUCCACAGGCCCUUACCGCUUUAAUAGAAUCUCUUGUUUUCUCCCACCAGCCCACAUGGGAUGAUUGUCAGCAGCUGCUCCAGACUCUCCUAACGACUGAGGAGAGGCAACGGGUUCUUUUAGAAGCCAGAAAAAAUGUAUUAGGCGCCAAUGGGCAACCUACCCAGCUGCCUAACGAGAUUGAUGCUGGUUUCCCACUCGUCAGGCCAAACUGGGAUUUCAAUGCCCCGGAAGGUAGGGAGCGCCUGAAAAUGUAUCGCCAGGCUCUGGUGGCGGGUCUCCAUGGAGCGGCCAGACGGCCCACUAAUUUGGCUAAGGUAAGGGAAGUAACUCAGGGGCCCCAGGAAUCGCCAACUGUGUUCCUGGAACGUUUAAUGGAAGCCUUUAGACGCUUUACCCCUUAUGAUCCAACUUCGGAGGGACAUAGGGCUACUAUAGCAAUGGCUUACAUAGAUCAAGCGGCCCCUGAUAUUAAGAAGAAAUUACAGAGGCUAGAUGGCUUGCAGGGAUUUUCGCUUCAGGAGUUAGUAAAAGAGGCAGAUAAAGUAUAUAACAAAAGAGAAACAGAGGAAGAGAAGGAAGAAAGAAAGCAGAAAGAGCAGGAAGCCCGUGAAAUAAGACGGGAUAAGAGACAGGAGAGGAAUUUAAGUAAGAUACUGGCCACUGUGGUUGGAGGAAGAAAUAUAGGGGAUAGAAAUAGGCAGGAAGGGCGAACGGCAGACAGAAGGCGGCCAUUAGACAAGGACCAAUGUGCCUACUGUAAAGAAAAAGGACAUUGGGCGAGAGAAUGCCCUAAGAAAAAGAAUGGAGGAAGGCCAACCAACAACAAAAUCUUAACAUUGAAAGAAGAAGACUAGGAAAGUCAGGGCUCGAACCCUCUCCCCGAGCCCCGGGUAACUCUUAAAGUGGAGGGGGAACCUGUUCAAUUUUUGGUAGAUACCGGAGCCCAGCACUCCGUCCUUCUCCACUCAAAAGGUCCUAUCUCAGCUAAAAGGUCAUGGGUACAAGGAGCCACUGGGAAUAAACAAUAUUCAUGGACCACACGAAGGACAGUAGAUCUUGGGAUUGGACGAGUAACCCAUUCAUUUUUGAUUAUUCCAGAAUGCCCCUAUCCUUUGCUGGGAAGAGAUUUACUCUCCAAAGUAGGGGCUCAAAUCCACUUUCAGCCAGAAGGUCCCACCAUAACUGAUAAUAAGGGAAGGUUACUUCAAAUAUUGACUAUGAAAUUAGAAGAUGAAUAUAAAUUAUACGAGCAGCCUUCAUCCUCACGAGUUAAUGUUACUGAUUGUGUAACUCGGUUCCCUCAAGCCUGGGCAGAAACUGCCGGAAUGGGGAUGGCCAAAAAUCGGCCCCCGGUGCUAGUGGAACUCAAGGCAACUGCCACCCCAAUAACGGUCCGUCAAUACCCCAUGAGUAGAGAAGCCAAAGACGGUAUCCGUCCCCAUAUACAGAGGCUACUAGACUUGGGCAUCUUAAUAAGAUGUCAAUCAGCAUGGAACACCCCUCUCCUGCCGGUAAAGAAACCAGGAACAAAUGAUUAUCGGCCGGUGCAGGAUCUACGAGAGGUAAACAAAUGGGUGGCAGACCUCCACCCCACAGUUCCAAACCCUUACAACCUCCUGAGCACUCUUCCACCUCAACAUACGUGGUAUACUGUUUUGGACCUUAAAGAUGCUUUUUUCUGUUUAAGACUCUCUCCCCUGAGCCAACCCUACUUUGCCUUCGAAUGGAAAGAUCCAACAUCGGGAAUGUCUGGUCAGCUGACAUGGACACGGCUACCUCAGGGAUUUAAGAACUCCCCGACCAUCUUUGAUGAAGCCCUCCAUCAGGAUUUGGCAUUAUAUAGAGAAUCAAAUCCCCAGGUAACAUUACUCCAAUACGUUGAUGAUAUUUUAUUAGCUGCUGAGACCCAAGAAGAUUGUAUCAAGGGUACUGAAAAACUGUUAACGGAACUUGGAACCCUGGGAUAUAGAGCCUCAGCCAAGAAAGCACAAAUAUGCCAACAACAGGUCAGUUACCUGGGGUAUCUAUUAAAAGGGGGGCAAAGAUGGCUCACGGAGAGCAGAAAGGAUACGGUGGCCCAAAUUCCGGCUCCCAAAAACGCCAGGCAGGUUAGAGAAUUUUUGGGGACGGCCGGAUUCUGUAGACUAUGGAUCCCAGGGUUUGCUGAGCUGGCAGCCCCAUUGUACCCCCUAACCAAAAACAGCACUCCUUUCGUUUGGGGUGAUAAGGAACAACGGGCUUUUGACCAAAUCAAACGAGCUUUACUUUCAGCUCCAGCCCUAGGACUGCCAGAUGUAACCAAACCUUUUCAUUUAUAUGUGGCCGAAAAUAAGGGCAUUGCAAAAGGAGUAUUGACUCAGAAAUUGGGUCCCUGGAAUCGCCCAGUUGCUUAUUUGUCAAAAAAAUUGGACCCUGUGGCAUCAGGAUGGCCCACCUGUUUAAAGACAAUCGCUGCAGUGGCCGUUCUAGUCAAAGAUGCUGACAAACUAACUUUAGGACAAAAUCUAACGAUAACAGCUCCUCAUGCCCUGGAAAAUGUAGUCCGUCAACCACCGGAUAGGUGGCUAACUAAUGCCAGGAUGACCCAUUACCAAACCCUGUUGCUAAAGUCAGAUCGCAUCAAGUUUGCUCCAGCCACAGGACUCAAUCCAGCCACCUUGCUACCUGAUCCUGACUUGGAAGGCUCCACCAACAUACAUGAUUGUCAGGAAGUACUAGCCGCAGCACACGGCAGUAGGCCAGAUCUGAUGGACCUGCCCCUCCCUGAUGCUGAUUUCACCUGGUUCACGGAUGGGAGCAGUUUCCUGGAGGAAGGUAAGCGUCGAACUGGGGCAGCCGUGGUAGACGGAAAACAAGUCAUAUGGGCAGCGGCGCUACCACAAGGGACCUCAGCCCAACGAGCUGAAUUAAUUGCCCUGACGAGGGCAUUAGAGAUGGCAGAGAAUAAAAAAGUAAACAUCUACACAGACAGUAGAUAUGCGUUUGCUACCGCUCAUAUCCACGGUGCCAUUUACCAACAGAGAGGGCUACUAACUUCAGGUGGCAAAGAAAUUAAAAACAAAGACGAAAUCGUGGCUUUGUUGACUGCACUCAUGCUUCCUACUAAAGUCAGUAUCAUCCACUGCCCUGGACAUCAAAAAGGAAAUACCCCAAUAAUUAGGGGAAAUAAUAUGGCUGACCAAGUGGCCCGAGAAAUAGCAUCGGGAGAAGUCAUUUUAGGACUGUCAGAUAAAGUUCCUGAAAAACCAGGCCGCGAUGAAGAAAUCAUCCCGGCCACAACAAAAGGAACUUUGUCCCCUCAGCAAGCAGAAUCCAUGUUACAACAGAUGCACAGAUGGACACAUUUGGGGACUAAAAAGAUGGUAGCCUUGUUACAAAAAGCCGGGUACGAAACCUCUGGAAUGACAAAAUUAGCUGAACAAAUUGUGCAGGAAUGCGUCCCAUGUCAACAGGUAAAUGCUCACAAAGGGAAACUUGAAACUGGAAAGAGACUCAGGGGGGACCGCCCAGGAACUUACUGGGAAGUGGACUUUACCGAAGUGCGUCCUGGAAGGUACGGUAAUAAAUACCUUUUAGUUUUUGUAGGCACUUUUUCAGGAUGGAUAGAGGCUUUCCCAACAAAGAAAGAAACAGCUGCUGUAGUAGCCAAGAAGAUUUUAGAAGAAAUUUUUCCUCGAUUUGGAGCAUCAAAGGUAAUAGGGUCUGAUAAUGGUCCAGCCUUCGUCGCCCAGGUAAGUCAGGAUGUGGCCAGAUAUUUGGGGACUGAUUGGAAAUUACAUUGUGCCUAACCCCAAAGUUUAGGUCAGGUAGAAAGAAUGAAUAGGACUCUAAAAGAGACCCUAACUAAAUUGUCCUUGGAGACUGGCGGUACCGAUUGGACGGUGCUCCUUCCUUUGGCCCUAUUCCGAGUUAGAAAUACACCUUCCCGAUACCAUCUUACUCCUUUUGAAAUAUUAUAUGGUGCCCCGCCUCUCCUCCUCACUUUAGGAAAAGAAAUAAAACCUGAUUGUCAAAAUAACACUGACUUAUAUGCUAGGCUACUGGGACUCCAAUUGGUCCAGAAAGAAAUAUGGUCCCAACUCGCCAAGGCCUACCAACCGGGAACACCGGGAGAAACUCAUCCUUUCCAAGUCGGAGACUCCGUAUACGUCCGUCGGCAUCGAACCCAGACGUUGGAACCUCGAUGGAAAGGACCAUACACCGUCCUCCUCACCACCCCAACGGCCAUAAAAGUGGACGGCAUCGCUGCCUGGAUCCAUGCUUCACAUGUGAAGGCUGCACCAGCGACGGCAUCAUCAGGAUGGCGGGCCCAAAGAACCGACAACCCGCUCAAACUCAAGCUUCUACGAACCUAAGACUUAUAAUUUUGGUUUUACUGCCUUUACUGACUGUAAGUGAUUUUAGCCCUCACCUCCCCCAACGUUUAAGUUGGCAGGUAAUUUCUCAGACUGGAGAUGUAACCUGGUCCAUUAGUCAUACUGCACCCCCCUGGACCUGGUGGCCAGAUCUUUUUCCUGAUGUUUGUAAAUUGGCUAUAGGAGCACCUUAUUGGGAUACAGAAGAUUCUCAUGAUAUGAACACUGCCCCUUCCAAAGUUUCGGAAACUGAUUGGUUUGGGCCGGGUUGCAAAAAUGCAGGCAAAAGAAUGAUGCUUGGUAUCCUCACUUUCUACGUAUGCCCCGGGUUCCACCGCCCUUGAUCUCUGAAUUAUAAAUGUGGUGGAACUGAAAACUUUUAUUGCAAAAGCUGGGGAUGUGAAACUACCGGGGAUACUAAUUGGAAACCCACCUCAACUUGGGAUUUUAUUACUGUAACGGCUAAUUAUUCUCAUAAUGAGGAUACCGGACACCGGAGUAAAUGUUCAGGAUGGUGUCAUCCCCUUAAAAUUUCCUUUAGUAAUCCCGGAAAAAGAGAUAAAAAAUGGAUAAAUGGUCAUUCUUGGGGCGUUAGAUUUUACAUGAGGGGAUAUGAUUUAGGAAUAUUAAUGACCCUUAAGCUAAAGAUUGAGACUCC